AUGAAUGAGCCUGUUUUUGGCAUCUACUUACGCGGUGAAAAGCACAAUGCCGUGAUCUCACCAUCUAUGAUGAAAACUGUCUUCUCUGCAGAAGAUGCUUCGAGUGCCCAUGUUCUCGACCAGGCGUUGCAAAACGUCUUUGGCGACCGCACUCUCACGCGCAAAUUGAAUCUGACCCAGGACAAAGGCAUCAAAGAUAAUGCGUCUUCCAUUAUCCACAGCAAGGCCUUUGUUACUGAAGCUUCAUCCGCAAUUACUCGUUUGGUAGAGAGUCACAUUCCGAACUUGGUAAGCUUCUGCCGCAGCCUUGUUGACCAGAAUCCCUGGGAGCGUGGAAGCAGUCAGGUAGAGCUACCAAACGAAGAAGACCAAUCAUUUUGUGAAGCAAACUUGUUUGCUCUUAUAAGCAACUUUGUCGGCCACAUCACCACUACCUUCUUGAUGGGCGAUGCCUUUGUAGAGGCGUUCCCUGGUUUAUCGGAAGAUCUUGGAACCCUUGACAGCAGCUAUGUGACACUAUUUAUUGGUACUCCUCGCUAUAUACCACAUCCUUCUGCUUCAGCAGGCCAUGCGGCCCGUGAUCGGCUUCGUCAUAUCAUGUCAAUCUUUCACCGAGCCCUUGCUGCUUGGGACGAUGGUAUUGAUGCCGGCAUUGAACUGCGGGAUCUGGACAAUGUGUCAGAGCUGGUCAAAGAUCGGAUGCGAACUUUUCGCAAGUUGGAGCUCUCCUCCGGCGCCAGUGCUGCAGGACACUUGUCCUUGUAUUAUGAGCUGAUCGAGCACACAAGCAAGAUUGCUUUCUGGGCAAUCACCCACUUAUUCUCGGAUGCUCCGCUUCUUGAGCAGGUCCGAAAGGAGAUAUCCCCUUAUGUGAUAGCUUCUCGACCAAGUCGCCAAGAGACUGGGUUCCCAUUCGAUGAACCUCCUCGACUCAGCCUCGAUAUUGAGAAAGUGCUUGAAUCUUGCCCGCUGUUCAGAGCGUGCUACUAUGAAACCCUGCGCCUUCACUCUGCGGGAAUCACUUCUAAAAAACUGGCAUCCGACAUUACACUUUCCGAGUCGGCGGACGAAGCCGCAUACGGCCUGACCGAGCCUCGCUCCUACACGAUUCGCAAAGGUGAAAAGGUCAUCCUUCCACACGGUGCCUAUCAUCACGAUCCUCGAUACUUCUCCAAUCCAGAUCAAUUCGACCCUCUUCGGUACCUUGUGACAGACCCUACAACGGGCAAACAAUGGGCUGAUCCGGACAUCCUUGCUCCAUUCGCGGGUGGACUAUAUGGAUCUACCAACGGUGGUUUCAUUGAGAGAACUAUCUUGAUCUUCACCGCCGGAGUAGUUGCCAUGUGGGAGAUUGAGCCCAAGAAUGGCAAAAUCCUCACAGUUCCCGGACACAAGACUAGUUGGGGAGCUUUCCGACCAUCAAAGGAGCUGAGGGUGAAUAUGAGGAGUAGAGUGUAA
Molecule: messenger RNA, 1458 nt
Organism: Penicillium nucicola
Lineage: Eukaryota; Fungi; Ascomycota; Eurotiomycetes; Eurotiales; Aspergillaceae
Exons: 1
Coding region: 1-1458 (485 amino acids)
Molecular function (GO): iron ion binding; heme binding; monooxygenase activity
Source: RefSeq, a predicted model, not a curated record